Rhipicephalus microplus (southern cattle tick) is the source of this 621-nucleotide messenger RNA. RefSeq lists its product as uncharacterized. NCBI's taxonomy places the organism in Eukaryota, Metazoa, Arthropoda, Arachnida, Ixodida, Ixodidae. Gene Ontology annotation, cellular component: cytosol. Gene Ontology annotation, biological process: neurogenesis. The record is from RefSeq and is a predicted model, not a curated record.
AUGGAUGUAGCACAAGAGUUCUUCAGUGUGUACGGCACAGGUCUGAAAGUGUCCAACGUGCUUCAGGCCACCCGCACCCGCGUCGCCGCCGCCAAGUACGUCGUUCCCGAGCUGGUGGAGAAAUGCCUGGCCUACGUGAACAGUUUCACGCAGAUGGACAAAGUCUCUCCUGUCCUGGACCACGCUCUCACCAAGGGCGAAGAAGGCCUGCUGGACGGCGUGAGCACCCUCAUCCGUCGGGAGACUCUCGGCGUGAUUAGCUCGUCGAAGUUUCCCUUUUCCACCGAGCUCACCGUGAGAUUCAUCCUGGCCCACGCGAUUAAUGUGCCCGGGGUAUCGGUGGUGAACACCGUAUACGAUUGGGCGCAGCCCGAGUCGCGGUCGGGCGUCACUGCGAACGGUCAAGGGACGGACGUUCGCGCCAUUAUGCUGCCACUAUUUCCCGAGCUGCGCUUCCUUGCACUUACGUCGGAUGAGUUUAUCCGAGGUCCCAUACAGUGGCAAAUCCUCACCGAUUCCGAAGCUCUGGCCAUAUUAGGCAACAUCGUUUUUGAAGGCUCGAUAUUGAUGCCAAAGGGCAUCUGCCAGAUCCUGGAGGCUCGUGAGAACGCUUCGAAAUAA